UGACAGCUGAAAGACAAGAAGACAAGUGAAUGGGGUCAAGUUGUCACCACACACCUAGCAAGCCCUGUCUUUCUUCUAAUUGUGAGGGAAUUUUGGAUCUCAUAAUGGACAUUGUUCACUGUAGUGGGGCAGGACACGCCCCCGUAACCAUGACAACCAGCUUGUAGACAGGCAGAGCUGCAGCACACAUCUCCACUCCCCGGCUGAGAAACCUGCAAACGUUCACAGGGGAAGCAGAUUGAUUCAGGAAUGCUGCCUCCACCGACUGAAUUUUCUCCAGAGGCUCAAAAUUUGCCAAAGAGUCACCACGCCGGACACUUUGAACAUGUUGCACAUAUGAAUGUAUUCGACAGUGAGUCCCCGAUAUUCAGAAUUCCAGCCAAGAUUUCAUUUGUGAAGCUGUCCACCAAGGAAGCAGAUCCCUCAGGGCUCAGAGAUAAGAAAGCCAUCGCAUCGGACCUGACACGGGAAAGUGACUUUUGUUCCAAACUUAUAGAACAAGUGAAACUGGACAUGCGCUUAAAUGACAGAGAAGACAAAAGCGGACCAGAAAAUUCUACAACAUCCUGCUCAUCAGCCAAAGAGAAAAGAAAGAGCAGAGAAAAACGAGAGGAAAAUGCAAACAAAAUUCAAGGGCAAAAAGAUGACAAUGAUGAUGCAGAAUGGGCCAAAGCCAAAGGAAAGGUUGAAGAAUUCUUGGAUUUUCCUGGAGUCUUUGCUGCUAUUGCCUUUAGAGAUGAAACAAAAGCCAAACAACCUUCACAAAGCUCUGCAAGAAAUGAUGGACCAGUGUCUCAGUAUCAGCCAAACACCAUUCCCAACACCAGACACAAUGCAAUCUUCUUGAGAGACUAUGAAAAAGCUGCCGAGGCCAUACUGUGGAAUCCUUCUUAUCAGAAGGGCGAUCAACCUCAAGUGAUGGACUCUCAAAGGUCUACCACAAAAUCUCAAGGCCAUGGUACAAAGAUGGUGAAGAAACAUAAGAGCCUUGUAGACAGCGUAGUACCAGAGUCCAAUACUGUUACUGAAAGAUGACCCUGUGGAGAAGUUCUUUUGUGUCAUUGUACUGUGUAUAUGUGUAUUAUGGGAUAUGGUCAUUUAUGUUGCAUUAUACUGUAUAACAGAGACCUUUAUAACUUGAGAAGUUUUCCACCUAAAUUUAUUUCUUGAAUUUUUUUUGAGCCUCAUUGUCCCCUCUCUGCCCUUCAGAUCUUAGCUCAGACUUGAAUAAUUUCCAGUUGUUAUGGAGCAUAUCAUAACAACUAGUCGGUCUCAGGGAAAAACACAUCAUGUAAGUCCCCAGCUCACCUUGUUUUAGCAUAUAGAUUUUUCUAAAUAUAGGUUUAGGCGGAGAACCACUUUAAGUUUGAUUACCUCUUUAAAUUGCAUAUGCAUCCAUUCAGUUACUGAUUAAAAUAUUUUGGAA
Bufo bufo (common toad) is the source of this 1426-nucleotide messenger RNA. RefSeq lists its product as uncharacterized. NCBI's taxonomy places the organism in Eukaryota, Metazoa, Chordata, Amphibia, Anura, Bufonidae. The record is from RefSeq and is a predicted model, not a curated record. Bases 250 to 1035 code for a protein of 261 amino acids. The transcript has 10 exons.